AUUUAUUUGCAAUGUUAUUGACCUUAAACAACUUGUACACGGUUUAUCAUAAAGAGUACUAAAGACGGAGAUGGCCUUCUGAUUUUAACUCAUUCAUUUAAGAAAGUACAACAGAUCCGGGAAAGGAAAUUAAAUCAUUUAAGGCACCAUCCGGCAGGCAGGAUCACCUAUUAAAUACGACAGAAUGUCAUGCAAAGGAUUUUAUAUGUUAGGUGUAUUUAUUCUGAUUUCGAUGAUUUUAGGAGGGGUAGAAAACAAGGCACUGCAAAAAGUUCUUGUAAAAGAGAUCCGAUUCAAAAUACAAACAGGAAUCAAUGCUUCCGAUGCCGCUGUUAGAAAUGGCUUUGACGACGAUGAAAAUGCACCAUACACAAAAUUUAUCCACCCAACACUAGCAAUGGAUGAGACUAGUCGCAAAGAAUUUGAAAAUAAAUUGAUCGAACAAUACUAUGAACAUUUGCGUCAAGAGCCACUUUUAAACAAAAGGAAAGGUAAAGUGGCCGGUCGUUCGACGCAAAAGGAGCAAACCAGCGGUACUAAACAUGAAAGCACUUACAACAAAGAUGACACAAGAAACAUAAAUCUAAGUGACCGAAGUGGAAUCACUUUAUACGAUAAUAAUUUGCAUAGUUCUGAAAAAAGAGCUGUUGACACUGUCAAGAUAAAUGAUGAGAAAGACCAAAGUGGCCUUGGCAGUACGAUGGAUAAUAACGCAACACUUCCAAACCAAAGAAUAGUCGGAGGUUCGUAUUCCGUAUCAGGACGUUGGCCUUGGCAAGUCACAAUACAGUAUUUUGGAGCAGACGGAUAUUGGCAUCAUUUCUGUGGGGGAAGUCUGAUUUCUAAUUUAUGGGUAGUGACUGCUGCUCAUUGCGUCAGCAAACUAGAGGAAUAUAUGAUUCGAGUUGUCCUUGGUGACUACAGAUUAAGUACCCGAGCUGUUCACAGAGAACAAGUGAUUGAUCCGGCAAGAAUAUUAAUGCAUGGCUAUUAUGAAGAAGAUAGCUACUAUUUUGAUAUAGCAAUGGUGAAGCUCUCUGUGAGUGCGAGAUUUACAAACUAUGUACAAAGUAUUCAUAUCGCUUCACACAAGAUUAGCACAUUUUCCGGGGAUGAUUUGUGCUACAUCACUGGUUGGGGUAAUACAGUUGGAACCACUGAUCAUGUCUAUACGUCUGAUUAUCUCAUGGAAAGUCAAGUUUCAGUACUAUCAGAGAUGGCUUGCAGAAAAUUUUAUGGAAACAUAAUCGAAGACACUCAAAUAUGCAUUCUUGGUAACCACGCCUCGGCUUGUGCUGGAGACAGUGGUGGACCUCUUGUUUGUCAAGUUGGUAAUGAAUGGAAAUUGGCGGGUAUUGCUUCGUGGGUAGGAAGCUCCACUUGUUCUCCAGAUUAUCCAAAUGUCUACACGCGCAUGCGUGUUUUCGCUGAAUUUACACAAAGUUUAAUGAAUCAGUAUUAAUUAAGUGACUUACAUUUAACAUUUGUUGUUUAUGCAAAAUAAUUAUACAUGUGCGAAAUUAAUCAGCUGUGACAUGAUUGUGCUUAAUAUACUAGAACUAAUACUAAUCAAAUCAUUCUUGUUUCAUAAAAAAUAAAUGGCGAAUUAUAAAAACGGACAAUGAAUAAGUGUGUAUGAAAUUUUAAUGUGUUACUAAACGUUAUAACCUCCCUUUACUUUGAUGUUUUGUUAUACAAAAGAUGAGCUACCAGCAGUAUGGUGCCUGGUCAAACUGAACGGAUGUCCAAUCUCGUCUGGCAUUUUACUUUUGGGUCAAAAAUUAAUCAUUUCCGGUUCCAACAGAGGGUUCUCGUUAUUAGUACGUCGGAAAACGGUAGUUUUUGACACAACUCUCAUUUGUGUACAAAACUCCUCGUCUCUUUUUCAAGACUAGCGUAACUUGCAUUUAUUUUAAGUUUAAUAAAAAAUAAGUUCAAAGUUUUUUUUGAUAUCAUGUUCAAACAAAUUGAUUUGGGAUUAAAGCUACAAGUAUG
Messenger RNA from Ruditapes philippinarum (Manila clam), 1995 nucleotides. Its product is annotated as chymotrypsinogen A-like. Bases 185 to 1462 code for a protein of 425 amino acids. The record is from RefSeq and is a predicted model, not a curated record. Lineage: Eukaryota; Metazoa; Mollusca; Bivalvia; Venerida; Veneridae. The transcript has 6 exons. Gene Ontology annotation, biological process: proteolysis. Gene Ontology annotation, molecular function: serine-type endopeptidase activity.